AUGUCGUCUCAACAACUUGAAGAGUCAACAGCUCAAAGCGGCUCCACGAGCAUUCAGACGGAUCCCGAAUUCAGACAACUCGCGAUAGACGUUCUUGAUGAAACCCAUCGAGAUAUUGUUACGAGAGCAGUUGCACGGAUUCUUGGUACUGAGAUAGCAGAAACAACGUAUACUCAAAUUAUCGACGGACUACCCUUAGGCGAGGUCGCGUUUGAAUCAAGAGGGGGAAUGCCUCACCAAGAUCAUCCCAUCAAUCAUUGCCACGACGAGCUUUGCGCAGGGAUUUUAGAAAAGACACGCGAGUUCCGCAGUAGAUUUGACCCCCUUGUACUAAAGUUCGACUCUAGGCUUCUGUUCGCUUACCAAGCUGCUUCUCCAGGGUCACGGUCCUUCAACACACGUCUCAUCGAAAUAAUUGCGAUAGCAAUCCAUCAAAUUGCCGUAAUCCUCUUCAGUCUUGAAGAGGGUCUGCACAAGAACGAUGGGGUGAUUGAAUGGGCACCACCGAAGUCUGACAAGACCUGGUGGGCACAUUGCCCAGAUGGGCCUGAACCUACGAUGUUCUUCCACCCUUGGUAUUUAAGUCACCACAGGUAUCCCAACGGGGUGGCAGACAUGGUUGGGUAUUGGGCUGAGUCCCGAAUCCUCGGUGGUGUCGUUUUAUUUGACCGCUCUGGCGUGGACCAGGAUGCUGUUUACAUUCACCCCGACAGAGAAGACGUAACCUAUAGAAUCUGUCGCUUGACCUCCGAGCAAAAGCUGCAGCUGCUCAAAUUUCUUACUGCCGAAGAGCCAGGCCAUUACUCUCUACCAAUUCUGCCUGACGAGACAAAUGAUUUCCGCGUCGACCCGGAAGAGUCUCCCGAGGAAACCGGGAUAUACCGGGAUAUAUGGGAUCGCUCAGAGCUCCGCGAAGAUGCGUAUGAUCAAAGAUUGAGGGAUGUUUGGAAUAAAGUGGAUUAUCUCACUCACAGUGACAAAGGCGACGCUGGAGACCGAGCACUGGAGAGAAGAAACAGGAUAUUCUACGCAUAUUCUGAUGACGAGGCAUGA
Fusarium subglutinans is the source of this 1053-nucleotide messenger RNA. RefSeq lists its product as uncharacterized. The transcript is spliced from 2 exons. Lineage: Eukaryota; Fungi; Ascomycota; Sordariomycetes; Hypocreales; Nectriaceae. The coding region runs from base 1 to 1053 and encodes 350 amino acids. The record is from RefSeq and is a predicted model, not a curated record.